Saccostrea cuccullata (small rock oyster) is the source of this 1485-nucleotide messenger RNA. RefSeq lists its product as uncharacterized. The coding region runs from base 355 to 1485 and encodes 376 amino acids. Lineage: Eukaryota; Metazoa; Mollusca; Bivalvia; Ostreida; Ostreidae. The record is from RefSeq and is a predicted model, not a curated record. The transcript has 10 exons.
AGAUCUUACCAUUUCAGUAUACACGUAAUUGCAAACUUUGUUCGAAUUUAAGAUAUCAUACAGAUGACACGGUGUUGUGUCUUUUUGAAAACACCUAGUAUACGAUUUUACGUAUUUGAUGUCUACAUGUUGAUAUCAUAUAGGCGACAGACGCCCUAAAGAUACAUUAGAGUCCGCGUAUUUAGUAUCACAAAAUAAAAACAUUUAAAUGUUAAAGUGUCUGUAAAUCAGUUUCACUAGAGCUGUGUUAAAGGUCACGACACGUCACAAAGGUAGCAAUAAUACCAAUCAAGGUGGACAUUUAAAUGGAUUAAACCAGAAGAGUGUUUUAUUUAUCGGAAUGUUAACGUUACGAUGUACAUGUAUAUAAGUUUCAGAAAUUUCCUUUUACUCCAGUUGUCUUGCAUUAUCCAUGUACAGUCGCAAUCUAAGGAUGAUUUCAUCGAUGCGUUUGACUGCUUUGGAUCUGUUGUGCGGGCAUACAAAACCUUUUCAAACGGCUGUGAUUGGAAUAUAGCUGCUUACUGCUCCAAAGGGGAAAUAACUUGCCACAGAUCUACAAAGAGUUGCACAUACUGGAGAAAAUAUAGGAGAGUCCAAGUUUCCUUCUCCUUAAAUUUAUCUUCAUCCAUUUUAAUAAAUAACAGCGAGGAACUGAUAAAAUUAUCAAAACGGUGCUACUGUGAGGAUUAUAUUAUCAACUGUUCUGUAAACAGUGAAAUUCUUAUAAAUAACCUAGUGCACGAUAACACUUGUGUUCUUAGUCCAAUGUUUACUGCGUCGACCAAAGCAGCCACAAGGAAAGUUACCACAACAACACUGGGUACCGACAUUACAACUUCAAGGGCGACAGAUUCUACAACCGAAUUAAAGCAAACACAAGAAAAUAAAAAUUCAACAUGUUCACCUAAUUAUAAACAAGAAUAUUUGAAAGCCUCUUCGGAAAACGAAACAGCAUAUGGUGCAAUAAUUGGAGCUUUACUCGGUGGCAUUGUAUUGGGAGCUGCUCUGGAAUUUCUCAUCACAACUUUAUUCAGAAGAGCACAAAUAAAAAAGGAAGGAAAAAAAGACAUAGGGGAGGUCAAGCUGACAAGUAAUCCAGCUUAUGACUGUAGUUCACUUAAAAUGUCUGUUGACAGAGAGUUUGACGAGAAAACAACGGGACAUUUGUAUACACAAAUUACACAAAACCAAAGUCAAAAGAAUUCUCUGCCCAAACAUGAAUAUGAAAAUACUGGACAGAGAAAGGUAAUGAUGGAAGAUGAAUUAUACAAUCACCUUAAUGUAAAAAAGGAAACAGAUAGAGUGGACUAUUAUGAUCACGCCAGUGUUGUUCCAAUAUCAACUCAUCAAGAAUCUUAUGACACUUUGAAGUUGAAUUCUAAUGAUUCCAAUACAUACACUGAAGUAGUGGGUGAAGGAUUCAAGAUCAAGGAAAACAAUCAGGACUUUAAAGAAAAGGAAUAUGUAGUUUUAGAAAAAUGA